Molecule: messenger RNA, 2181 nt
Organism: Gadus macrocephalus (Pacific cod)
Lineage: Eukaryota; Metazoa; Chordata; Actinopteri; Gadiformes; Gadidae
Product: protein ANKUB1-like
Exons: 6
Coding region: 115-1842 (575 amino acids)
Molecular function (GO): protein binding
Source: RefSeq, a predicted model, not a curated record
AAGUUCACAGCCCAGUGCAAAUUCAAAAUGGGAAGAUACAAAAAAAGAAUAUGCAUCCAGCCUGUUCUUUAUUUAUGAUAGAGGGUCUUCCUCCCAGUGACCCACCCUACACUGAUGCCACCCUACACUGACGCCGGCCCCCCCUUAUGCAACGGCCCAGCCCCUCACUUUAUAUACCUCACUCACACUGCUCUGUCUGACCAGAACACCAGCGAAGGGAAAGGGGAAGGAGGCAGCGGGGUCCUCACCACUGGAUGGCUGUCAGACAUGAAGAUCUUCGUCUCCUAUGAAGACUUCAGGGAGCCCUUCCACGUCUCCCCGGACCAGACUGUGGGGGCCGUUAAGCAGAUGGUGACGAAAUAUUUUCUUUUGCAAUUAGCCAAUGACAAGGAUGUCCAGCAGGAGCUGGAGUUAAGUUACGCUGGUGCAUCUCUGCAGGAUGGCUGGGCCCUGGGCGACGUGGGGGUCAGUCCGGGAGCUGUCCUCCGGUGCCUCAUUAAGAACAAACCACCACCUGCGAUACAGGUGUUCAAUGUAGUGACGCAGGAGACAUUCUCCGUUAUAGAACCUACACCCCUUUUGAGUACCACGGUAGCCAGGCUCAAAACAAUCAUCUCCCUGCAUGUGGGCCUACCAGUCAGCACCUUCAGACUGAGUACGGCUCUCGGAGUUGAACUCUAUGACUGCAACCUACUGAGCGACUAUGACAUAGAAUUGGGCAGUACUCUUCAAUUGGACACAUGGGACGGGUGGGUGGAGUUCAUUCAGGGCUGUGUUCGAGGACACAUAUUGGCAAUCCAAUGCCACCUGUCAAAAGAGAAGGUGGUGAUGAGGUGUGAUGCUAACACAUGGUUUCAACUGCGGGUGGCGCUCUCCAUCGCUGCCUUCAUGGGCCACCUGGAGCUAGCGGACUGGCUUCUACAGAGGAGGGCGCGCCCCGAGCGACCAGUAGGGGUCCAUCCGUAUCGUCUGUGGUGCCACAAAACUUCUCACCAAGACAGCAGCAAAUGCCCCAUCCACAUAGCCGCAGAGCGCGGUCAGCUUCUCAUCCUCAAACUCUUUGUCAGCAACAACCCUGUGACCUUGGCCACUAGAGACCGUUGUGGCCGCUGCCCCUUGCAGAUCGCCCUCCAGCACCGUCACAAAAUGUGUGUGUGCUACAUAGUCAGCAAGCUCUACUCGGUGAUGUCUCUUCCAAAGUUGUGUGUGUCCAUGCGUGUCUACCUUCAGAUCAAAGCCUGGGUGAAGGUAGGACAAACAAAAGCAGCAUUCAAGAGAGCGCAUGCGCCAAGGGCUUCGAUUAAAUCCAGGGCCGGAGACACAGUGCUGGUGGAUGGCUUCACAGAGUCGAAAAUGUCAUCCAAACCUGUUAGAGAUGAGACCAAGGUACCCAGAAAGAUUGGAGCCAAGAUUUUGACACCUCUCACGGGUUCACGUCUACUCUCCGGACGGCCACUAGAGGGAGACAAACAGCAGCUGCAAAGCCUGUGUCCUGCCGACAACGCUGUGUCCAAUAAAAUGCAGAGACAACGAAUAAAUUGUAGAAAGAGAGGUGUUGAUGUCUUUUCAGGUGAAAGCAAGGAUGACAGGGAUAGAGAUUCACCGGGAGGCAGGGCAUGGCUGCCACCCAUCACAUUUGGCACUAAUCCAAGGCAGCUAAAUCUCCAUGCGCAGGAAAAGCCCCUCAUGCUUAAUAACGUUCAUGGAAGUGGCGACCGCACCCACAAGGAAAAUGCCAUUUACUGGCUGGCCAUUUCCAGUACAUUUACAGAGAAAUCCUGGCUGCAGCAGCUAGGCGUGGCUCGUUCCCUGGCCCGAAGGUGUGUCCAGAGAAUGGACUAGAGACAUUCACAGGAGGAAGCAUUGUUCCCUCACUUUAUUUGUCAUAUGACAUCUGAAACUAAAGUGGCACUGUGACGCUCAGCAAACCAUAGACAAAUUGUUCAUAAAUAAAAUAUAUGAAAAGGCUUUUAGAGACAUGCCUACUGUUUUUUUUCUUUAAAACCAUUUUUGGGUUGUGUUGUGGUAUUUUCCUAUCCCUUAUAUGUUUUCAAUUUUUGAAGCAUGUUCAUUUGGUGAAUGCAUAGACACUGCAUGAAAUGUUAGGCUAAAACUUUGUUUGACAGAGGUCAAUAAGGACCUGCCAUGUUUUACUUGAAAUAAAAUGAAUCAAUAUGUAUA